Molecule: messenger RNA, 1757 nt
Organism: Paramisgurnus dabryanus
Lineage: Eukaryota; Metazoa; Chordata; Actinopteri; Cypriniformes; Cobitidae
Gene: mul3
Product: mitochondrial E3 ubiquitin protein ligase 3
Biological process (GO): organelle organization; protein ubiquitination
Molecular function (GO): ubiquitin-protein transferase activity
Source: RefSeq, a predicted model, not a curated record
CAGCGCCCUCUUGUGGACAUGAAUUUACACUGCCAUACAAAUGAUGGCGGACUGAAUAACAAAACAAAACAAACGAAUAUCGCGACAGUAACUUAUUAGGUUUCCUGAUCCUGAUUGAAACUCAAGCUGUUUCACUUUCGCUAAGAUCUGCACCCGUGUCUGUCUGCCUUUACCUGUCGUCUUACCUGAACAGAUAUGAGUGAUAUAUUCCUCAGCCCGUUGACCGUCAUAUGUGCCGGAUCCAGCUUUGCCUUCUCUGCACUGUUUUAUAAGCUUUACUCCGAGAAAAAACAAGAAAUCCAGAGGUUGAAGGAGAUUCCGAACUUUAAGCCGGAUCAUCACUUGCUCCAAAUUCUGAAUGCAUCCCCUCAGAAAAGACUUCAUUAUGUUGCUGUAGAUGGUUUGGUGCAGGCUGAUAGCGAGCCCAUUUCCAGCCAAUAUGUCCCACGAUGUCAUGGAGUUAUACAAAAGAUUACCGUGCAAGAGCAUUGGAAGUAUUGGAACUCAGCGCUGAAGUCAUGGGUCUCCAAACAGGUGAACAAGAAGGAGACCACCAACACUGUGCCUUUCAGCCUGGUCCAACCUGGAUCAUACAUCAGUGAGAUCUCUGUCCAUGUGGACUCUCCUCUGGAGGCGUCUGGCGAUUACCUGGAGCGGGUUCACCAACGCCUCAGGCAGGCUAAAGAAGGCCUGAUAGACACUGUUGUCCAGGAGUUCAGCGGGGAGAAGCCCAUCGCUCUAGAGGAGCGUGAGGAGCUUCUGCGGGUGGGGGCGUCCAUCACGGCGUUUGGAGAGAUCGUAUUGGAGCAUGACAAGGUCAUGAAGUUACGACCACCCAGAGACGGCCGCAGCUACAUCUUGAUCGCUAGCGAUUACAAGAGCUUCAUUCAGCGACGCGAAAACAGCGCUAGCAUGUGGAAAGGGCUGACGGUGCUGUUCGGCUUUACGGGGGUCUCACUGGUAGCUGGUUUCAUUCAUAGUGGUCUUAAAGACAAGAAGAACUAGUUGAUCGAGUCGUGUGCUACCUCCAACGACAGAUUAAAUCAAAGUGGUGGUUUUAACUAUGUCGUAGCUCUCCACAUGAGUUUGUUUGUUUACUUGAUUUAACGCAAUGAUGAUUAAGGAUCAUGAAAUGUAUGCAGCAUUCAUAAACUGUGAUUUCUAUUCUUAUGAUUUUUCAGUUGAUUAAGAAUUAUGAAACAUAUGCACCUUUUAAUGCAAACAUUAUGGGGCUGAUUGAAAACAAAUUCCAACCCUUUUAUUUGUAUUCUUAAUCCUUAAAAUGAUUUUUGUGCCUCUGUCAUAAUGCAUACAGUAUGUUUUCAAUGCCUUCAUACAAUGAGAAAGAGAUCAAGGAUAGGAUGUAUCCAAAUUAAAAAGAGACCUUUAUGAGUCUCUUGUAGAUUUAAAGCAACACUAUGUAGUUUCCAUGUAAAAAUGACUUACAGCUCCCCCAUGUGGUUGAAAAGCGCAACAGUGCCUGGUAUCAGACACUCUUCUGUAGGCAGGGGGAGGGGCGGGGCUGUGUUUCCUACCCUCCACCGCCACUUUCAGAGUGUGCUUGUAGCAGCUAGGAGGCUGCUCAGGUUGCAGCAACAGUACAAUUUGUCCAGUUAAAAGUUGUUCUAUCACUGAAAUAAUUUUAGAGACAUUAUUUAAAGGUAAAAAAACUACAUAGUGUUGCUUUAAGGAUUGCUGCCCUCUUAAAACACUGGCAGAUAUGGAACAGGAUUAAGACCAUGCAUUGUAUUUUUUUG